This is a messenger RNA of Caretta caretta (loggerhead turtle), 4977 nucleotides long. It is a transcript of the gene LRRC34, whose product is annotated as leucine rich repeat containing 34. Gene Ontology annotation, molecular function: protein binding. The record is from RefSeq and is a predicted model, not a curated record. Lineage: Eukaryota; Metazoa; Chordata; Testudines; Cheloniidae.
CAGGCGCACUGGAGAACCCUCCGGCCGCACGAGAAGCGCGUGCGGUCGCUGUCCCCAUGGCAACCGCGGCCGGGGACCUGAGCUCGCGGCGGGGGCAGCGCUCGGGAACCCCCAUGGCAGCGGCCGCAGUGUGACAUCAGAGUUGUCAGUGAGAGCACCUAGAGAGCAGUGUGAUUUUUGUGAAAUGACAGCUCACUCCUCUGAAGCUGUCAUGUCAACUCAUCUAAGUCUCCAUAAACAGUAUUUGCAAGCCUGCCAAGAGUCGAGCCAACCAGAAAACCCUUUCAUUGCACACAUGCUUGAAGAAGCUGAGAAAGCAGAUAUAACAUUGACAAAAGGGAUCACAUUAAAAAUAGCUGGAAAUAACCGCUUACUGCCAGUACAGAAGGUUACGGAUGAGGAUUUUCGAAUGCUUGCCUGCAUCUUAAGCAAUAACACAUUUGUUACAGGGCUGGACCUUAGAUAUAAUGUAUUAACUGAUGAUGGAGCAGAGCAUGCUGCAAAAUUCCUUCAGGAAAACGCAACCCUGUGCUACUUCAAUCUGAUGUUUAAUGAUAUUGGCACCAAUGGAGCCGAAUUGAUAGCUAAAGCAUUGCAUAGGAAUGAAACGCUCCAACACUUGAGAAUGACUGGCAACAAAAUUGAAAACAAAGGUGGGAUGUACUUUGCUUCAAUGCUGCAAAUUAAUUCGACCUUAGAGAAGUUAGAUCUUGGAGACUGUGAUUUGGGUACACAAAGUCUAAUAGCAAUAGCAACAGUUAUGAGCCAUAACAAAGCGAUGAAAGCCCUAAACCUAAAUCGUCCUAUACUGUAUAGCCAAGAGGAAGAGUCCACAGUUCAUAUAUCUCUAAUGAUGAAAAAUAAUUCUUGUCUUGUGGAACUGCAUUUGUGCAAACAUGAAAUGAAGAACUUCGGUGUGGAGCGACUGUGUGAUGCAUUGUAUGAAAACCGCAGCCUGCGAUAUCUUGACCUCAGUUGUAAUAAAAUAACUCGUGAUGGUGUGAAAUUUCUGGGAGAACUGCUGAAACGGAACCAAAUUCUGGAAAUCCUAGAUCUUAAUUCAAACCGGAUAGAAGAUGAUGGAGCCAUCUACCUGAGUGAAGCCCUGGCUUUGUACAACAGGACUCUUCAAGCGUUAGCAGUAACGAGCAACAAUAUAAGUGGAAAAGGACUUGUUGCUCUUUCGGAUUCAAUGAAAACAAACAUGGUGCUUUCCUACAUUUAUAUUUGGGGAAACAAACUGGAUGAGGCCACCUGUGUCGCAUUUUCAGACUUAAUUAAAACUGGCCGCUUGAAACCAAAUUGUACAGACGUGGAUCCGUAUGAAGUGGAUGGGCAUGAAUAUCUUGCAGAACUCUCUCAUGGCCUUAAAAGGCAUUACUAUUGGACACCAAGUUAUGGGGAGGUUGAUAACAAAGAUGCUAAUGCCAGUCUUGCAAUAGGAGCAGUUGCGGAACAUUUGUGAACAAGGUAACAACUUGAUGCAUUUAUAUCUAUCAGCUUGAGGGUUUUUCUGGCUUAUUUCUUUGUAAAUCAAAAUGUUAGUAUGUAGUUUCUUGAGGAAGUUAUUUUGGAGUGUGCCAAUAUAAGUUUGAAAAGUACUAGAGAUAAAACCAACUCAAACUGAGUCCAACGUGAGCUUUUUAACAAAGUAUAUAUUGUUGCUGUAGGCAGUGGUUCUCAACCUAUUUAGCAUGGUGGGCCACAUAUAACACAGAAAGAACUGCAUGUGGGCCGCAUCCACACAAUAUACAUACUACCUCUAUGCCCCUGAGGAUGUCAUAUGGGCCACAGCUGUGUGCUGAUUGGGCUGUGGGUUGAGAACCACUGCUGUAGGUAAACAGAAGUUUGGUAAAUGAUACCCAGACUAUGAUUAAAGGACUCUUAUGAUGAAAGUGCAUGGAUUUAAUUGCAUUCAUUUUUUAUAUAAGGAGAGAGGAUAGUCUCUGUUACAGACUAUUGUCUCAAGCUUCUGUCUUUUUCUCUGCCCGCUCAUUUAGUCAAUAUGAUCCACCCUCUAACAGAGGAAGAGCAACCAACUGUGAUAGCAGUACUUUGCACUAGUAUCUUUCCAACGUUCAGCACAAAGUUGGGGGGUUUUUUAAGUGACAGCUUGUAAUGCCCUUAAAUAGAAAGUGUACAUUGGCAAGAAAAUCAGGCUUCUAAAAUAAAGCAAAAUUGUCAAGUAGCUACAGCAAUGCACUUAGAGAGCAACUACGCAAGUAUUAUUGUUAGUUUGACUCUUAGUGCCACAACGUUGCUCUCCUAGCGCUUUGGGACUACUUAGGGCUCCGCUGUAUGAGGCAGAAAUAUCCAAGAGGGUAUUGGUACUGAUUGUGUGUGCUCACUUCCAAUUUACUCUUUGAGUUGCUCUCAAAAAUAGUUACACUCAUAAGGGGAAGUAACAAAAUCUGACUGACGAGAUACUAACUAGCCAGUUGCUGUAGAACUAUGUGUUACCAAGCAAUCGCUAAGCUAAUACGGCAAGCUCAGAGGAUGGCUUGGGCUUGUCACUCUGUGCUGAGCCAAAACUCCUCCUCCUUCUAAGGGUCUUCAAAAAAAGAUGAAGGCUAAGAUAAAAUAGGAAGAAUUGGGAUGAUUUGGUUACAUUAGAUGGUCAUAUACUAGCUAUGUGGACAAAUAACCAAGUUCAAGAAUAACCUUGGUUCUCUGUCAUUUUAGAUUAAGAGAACUGGGGCAGGAGAAACUUAUAAAUAUUCUAUCCUGUAAACCAGCUUCUCAUUUUCUCUGCAAGACUGUAAAUAACUUCAGUACACUUCUUCAUUGUUUUUCACAUUGAAAGGGUUGGGAAAGCUCAUUAAAAAUAUUUAGCACAUUUUAUUCCACUUUUUCCCUUUCGUAAAACUUAAGUACUUCAGAACAGAGAUGGCCCUACUUAAAUAUCAUAAACAUACUUGUUGAGGUUGGACCAAAUCAGUUUUACUUCAUCUUCCAGACAAUAACCACGUAUUAUCUUGCAUUUUAUAGAAAGGAGAAUGCAAUGGAACUUAAAGAAUAAUUAUACAAAACUUACCAUUAUUUAAUAGCAUAUAAAUGAUUCUGAAGCAAAGGUGAUAAGAGACUGUACUUUAACAGAGAAUAGAUGCUGUUAGAGUUUGGGACCUGGAAACUGCACCCUCUUUAUAAUCCCCCAAGAUAACAGCUUUACAGGAAUAAUGCAGCUGGAUAGACCUAGGUUCCAACUAUCACUCUGAAUAGAACACUCAGUGGUGUAGACCCUGGCUGUGGAGUUCCUUGUCAGAGAUCAGUAUGAGCCCAACCAGUUCAUGCCAAGGCAUAAAAUAUGCCUUUUCAAUACAGUUUUCCUUCAACACAAUUAAAAAAAAAAAGCCAUGCACAAAGUUAGCCUUAGCCCUGGAAGUGGAGAGAGAGACGUUGGGCUUUUGUGCCUGUUAGAUACUAUGCAGCUCAGAAUCACUGUAAUGACUUAGGCCAGUGAUUGAUCUGCUCCAGUAUCCUGUCUCCCAGUGUCAAUGAGAAAGAUGCAUGUUGGCCCAUAACACACAGCUAUGGAAUAGCCUGCUUCCAGAUAACGUUUCUUCCUAUUGCUAGGUAGGCCUGGUCUACACCAGAGUUAGGUUGACGUAAAGCACCUUACGUCAACCUAAUUAUGUCAGUGUCUACCCUACAGCCUUGCUCCCGCCGAUGUAAGUGCCCUACUACACGAACAUAAUAAGUCCACCUCCACAAGAGGUAUAGGGCUUAUGUUGGUGUAGUUAGGGUGAUGCAGUGUCUGUUACUUACAUAGGCUGUUGGCUGUCUUGUCAGUUUCAUGGCACAGCCGUGAAAUUGACAAGAAAGCGUAGCUAGAGCCCAGCUGUCACCCAUCUCCCUGGAGAGCUGGGCAUCUGGACCCCACUUCCGGUUGGGAGCCAGGGCGUGAAGCCUAGCGGGCGGGAGGCAAGCCAGGCUCCCAGCAGGGAGCUGCCAGCAGAGUUGAGAGACUGGGCUUCCCACACUGCCCCUCUUAGGUCGGUGGUAGCACUCCUGGUGCGCCACCAACACAAGCAGGGUAGUGUGGACAGGCACCACCAGAAUAAUUACCAUGGUGGCUGUAAGUAGACAUAAUAUAGGUCAACUUAAGUUUCUAGUGUAGACAUACCCUUAGUGGUAGGUUUAUUUUAGAAGCAUGAUAGUGUGUUUAUAUUCUUUGUCAAAAUUUAAGGUAGAUCAUCCUCCCCUUUUGCUGCACAUUUAUGUUCAAACUACUUCUAAUGAUUAAAUUAACAACUUACGGAUUGUUAUAUAAUGAUUAAUGCUAAUGAUGGAUAAUUUUAUUCAUAAAAGUAAUGUAAGCUUAAAAUAGGCUGUGAUAAGUAACCAUGACUCUGCCAAAAGCAGUGUUUUAAUUUUAAUUGGUUUGAUGAGAGCAAUAACAUCACAAACAAAAUGUGAAAGGAUAAAUGGCAUCCACUUUGAAAAUAAGUGAUGUGUAUUUUCAAAGAACACCUUCACUACACCUCAUUAUUUAACAGUAAGAGCUUUAGCCUGUGACAGCAUUCUGUUCCAUUGACAUUAUCCGCAAAAGUUGUCCACAUAUCUAACACCACUAAUUCCUUCACAUACUUUUUAUCAGAGAGUGCUAUAAGAUGACUACUUCUAAAUCUGUUACAGUACUUAUUUCAGCAGGUUUCUUCAAAUUAAAAUAGUCAAAAUCACAAAUUCUGUCCAAGGACUAAGUUAUCUUGUAUAUUUCUGAAUAAAAAAAUUACUAUAGGCAAGAAACUACUACUUUAUUCCUGUGAAUAAACUGUAAUAGCUAAAAUGCUACCUAGUUCUCAUCUUCGGCACUCCAAGCACUUUACAAGGGGAAACUGAGGCACGGGGACGGGCUAUGAUUUGCCCAAGGUUACCGAGCAAGUCAGUAGCACAGUGCUUUAGCCAACAGGCUCUACUGUCUCCAUAGAAAAAAAUACAAGUGAUUUUUAAAAAAAAAUUAAGAUAUCCUUUGUAGAA